UGGCUCGAACUGAAACUUUUCAGGAUUCUCAUUGGCUGUCGCGGCUCUCGUGUGAAGCAAUACGCAAAUAGAUUUGAUGUGUUGUCUGAAAGCGACCCCGUCAUUGCCAGUGCAGCCAAGCUGAGUCGAGAAGGGGGUGUGUCGCGGGACCCAAGGCAUUCAUUGUCCAAAACCGGUCUUAUUUUAUAAUGCUUUUAUUUAAUUACUUAGCUGAUAACUGAAGCAGUAUCCUCAGAAUCUUAAGUUAUUUUUUAUUUCAACCAGUAUUAUUUCAUUUUUACCGAGGACGGACUAACAUUUUACAAUGAAUUGCACCAGGGUCCUGCAGAUAUUAAACCCUAGGCCGAUGCCAAGUCCAAUCAUGCCGGUCGACGUGGCCAUGCGGAUCUGCCUGGCGCAGUCACCGCCAGUGUGCAGUUUCCUGGGAUCCUACGAGGCACGGAGGCUUGCCUGCCAGUACAAGCCACUGCGCCCCUGCAUCAGCUCCAAGGCAGAGGUCGAAACCACCACCGUGGGUUGGAAGAGUCCCAAGACUAAGCGCAAGAAAAGUGUGGUGUUCGCCGAUUCCAAGGGCAAGUCCCUGACCGCCAUCCACGUAUUCAAAGAAUUCGAAGAGGACCCCCUGGCGGAUCUGCAGUUCGAGCUGUCCGACCUGGAGAACGCCAUCGUGGGCCUGAAGGUGGCGAAAGAGAGGAGCAUGAUGUUGGCCUUUGACCAGCCUGCCGCAGACUACCUUGACUUCCGGAACCGGUUGAAGAAGAACCUCGUCAGCCUGGAGAACUGUGUGCUCCAAGACAAGUCCCUCAGCGGAACCAUCAAAGUCAGCAACAUCAGCUUUCAGAAGUCAGUGGACCUCCGGAUAACGUUCGAUUCGUGGAAAAACUACACGGACAUUCCUUGCCUCUACAUGAAUAACGUGUAUGGCUGCUUGGACAUUGACACAUUCUCGUUUGCCAUCGACCUGCCAAGCGUCAUUCCCCAUGAUAAAAGCCUGGAGUUUUGCGUCUGCUAUAAAACCCUGGACCAGGAGUACUGGGACAACAACGACGGAAAGAACUACAAGCUGGUCCAUUCAGAGCACGAGCAGGACCAGCAUCCGGGCACCACCCAGAAACCCCCGCAGGAGUUCAAGACCCAAGGCAAGAAACCUGAGAUGGAAUUCGACCAGUUCGGUAGCCCGAGAACAUCCAGCGGCUUUUUCCCAGAGUGGCAGAGCUGGGGCCGCAUCGAGAGCAGCACCCCCUACUGGUGAUAUGACAAAAAUGUCCCCAACAUGACUAACCCACGAGAAAAUGUCCCAUAGAUGAAGCCUGUGGAGAUCGGCCCUUGGAUCGGCCCUUGGCUUAUUCCAGAACUGGAGCCACAGAGAGAGCUGAAGUCAGUUCCAGUUUUCAGUCAACUUGAACUUCAAUCACAGAUGCUAACAGUUUGAACCCCAUCGGAUCUGAGAGGUGUCCACAUUAUCUUCCUGCUUUGCCAACUCGAAUAUAAUUGGGGGAAAUAUUCAUGGGGAAAUGGACACUAUUGCAAAUGUGGAUGUGAAGAGAGUAACAGUUAGUGUUCGGCUGUCCCGGCCACUCUAAUCCCAGUACAGAAUAGUCUGUGAGAUUAACCAAUGUGGCUAAUUGCUGUCGUCAUGUCGUCUGACAUGGCAGAAUAAAAUGGAGCAGGACGAAACUCACUUUGACUGAACAGGAUAAUGUUCAGCUGUAUCUUCUGACAAAUGGUUGUCCUUUUUUUGCAAGUAUCUCAUUUUUGCCGUGCACUUAAAGCAUUUCUUAGAUUUUUAAAUUUAAAGUUUUUUUUUGUUUCAUUGGGUUUUUUGUUUGUUUUUUUUCCUUGUAUCAUAAAUGCCUUCCUUUGAAGUUGUCUUUGCAAAGACAAGAUUGAGUGCAGAAGUCAAGAUCGUGUCUGUUAGCUUAUGUAGUGCAUGCUGCUGAGUUGUGCAGCACCCCCAUGUCAGGUUCAGCGUAUGUUUUGUUUCAUGUUUUUGUUUUGCUUUGGGGGUUUUUUUUUCAUGAAGGGGAAUGUUCUUGUGGAUCACGUUGGGUUUGAUUGUGACGAUCUGACACCAGCAACCUGAAUGCAAGGGGUCCUUAUUUAACCCCCACCUUCUCAUCACCGCACCCCCAGCCUCCGUCUCAGAUGGUCCCCAGGCCUGAGUCACUGAGACUAGUGAAGUUUGCACUGAUACGGAAUGAUGCCUUUCUUUUUUCGAACGCCAGAAUGUGAAAGUGAAAUGAUUUGGUACAGCAUGAAUUUCCACUUCAUAUUGAAGUUUUAUGUAUUUCUGUAUCCAUAUUCAUGGUACCAUAUAAUUAAUCACUUUCAGAGGCAAAAGUUGAAAUAUACAUAACGGUUCGGGCCCCCACCCCCUUUUUGCACAGAGUACAGUUAGUCAUUAGGAGUUAGACGCACCUUUUUUGCACAUGAGCCAACUCCCCAAGUCCACUAACUUUGUAAUUAUAUCCUCACACAAUCAGUGUGCCUUCCCAACAUCUUUCCCUUUUCUGUCUGUUUGCUGCUAAAGGUUGCUUUAGGCUGUUGUCUACGUAGCUUGUUUUGUGGACCCAUUGUAUGUGAAUCGUCUUUUUUCUAUGUGAAUAGAAGACGCAGAGGCUGGGGGCAGGGUAUUGCAUAUAACGAGGGAUGGAGAAUGUAACUUAAGGGAAGUAUUUUGUACGUAAGGGACGAGACACGCUUGCGUGUCUGCAAUAAGGAGGACAGGGGUGGAGGCGAAGACUAGUCGUUGCUUUCUUUUUAGAGUGCUUUUGCUUUUUUUCCCCUAUCGUCAGAUGGAAAAACCUGUUCAGAACGUAAAAGGUCGAGGACUUGGCAGCAGGAUGUACAAUGUUGGCAAAUGGCAGUUAGCCAGUGCGAGCCACAGAGAUUACAGAGUUAAGUGUUAUGGAUUGAAUGUAGAAGAACACACAGGCCUCAAUGGUGGCCUGGUUUAUUGUCUGUAUGUGUGCGAUUCUUUUUUUUCUACUGCAAAGAAAGGUGUCUGUCAGAAAGAAUGGUCAUAUGUGUCAUGUUCCUUUUAGAAAUAAAACGCUACAAGUUUAUACUGA
This is a messenger RNA of Clupea harengus (Atlantic herring), 3071 nucleotides long. RefSeq names its product protein phosphatase 1, regulatory subunit 3Cb (gene ppp1r3cb). Gene Ontology annotation, molecular function: protein phosphatase 1 binding; glycogen binding. Gene Ontology annotation, cellular component: protein phosphatase type 1 complex. The record is from RefSeq and is a predicted model, not a curated record. Lineage: Eukaryota; Metazoa; Chordata; Actinopteri; Clupeiformes; Clupeidae. Gene Ontology annotation, biological process: regulation of glycogen biosynthetic process.